ACUAAACGACGGUAUAGUAGUUAAAUUCAUUAAUCGUAUGGAUUUCAAUAAAAUUUUACUGCGAUCUUUGUUUUUACUUUCAGUGAUCAUAUUACAAGAAGUGAAUGGACGAACGGGAACUGGAGUGAUCUUCAAUUUAGAACAGUUUAUCUUAGACCUUUGGGAAAACUUGUGCGAACGUUUGGCUGAAACAUUCAGAUGUCUUUUGAACGCAUUACCAGUAUCUCUUGGAGGUGCGAAUAAAACCUGUUACCCAUAGUAACAGCAAAAGAUUUUACUUCCUAAAAUUUUAUAAAACAAAACACAUCAGUUAUAAAUAAAAAAAUUUU
Schistosoma margrebowiei is the source of this 329-nucleotide messenger RNA. NCBI's taxonomy places the organism in Eukaryota, Metazoa, Platyhelminthes, Trematoda, Strigeidida, Schistosomatidae. The record is from the annotation of a GenBank genome assembly.